GGCGAAAUAGAAAUAGAGAGAAGCAAGAUACAGGCUGAAUGUGCCCAGGCUCACCGUGGGAAAUUGCGUCAUCAACAAAAUUUACGAUCGGUUGGGGAAGAAAUUAACGGGACUGUUCUUCCUCUCUGCCGUCAUGUCUGAUAAACCUGUCUCCGUCGUGCCUCUGCUUUCUCGAGCACUUCAUCGCAUUCGCUCAACGCCCCCCCGAAUUAUCGCCUCGCCGCCGACUCAGCCACGUCGUGCUGCAGUCGCCAUUGUCAUUCGUGUCGUUCCCGCCCCAAGUUACAGCGCUUCGACGACCUCCACCGCCCCUCCCCAACUAUCUGAGUUCUUCCAGCUAGACUGGGUAAAUGACCCCAACGCCCAGCCAGAAAUUCUCUUUUUACGAAGAGAUCAUCCUGUGAACGACGACGGAACUGUGCCUCCCAAGGAGGCUCAUGUCGCAUUCCCUGGAGGUAGAACAGAACCAGACGACGAGGGUGGGGCUUAUACUGCUCUUCGCCAAACAUGGGAAGAGAUAGGCAUAGAUCUUGCUGAACGUGACUACAUCUGCAUCGGCCAACUGGAUGACCGUGAAAUUACGACCUCCCUCGGAAAACGAUUGUUAAUGAUUCUCUCGCCCUUUGUCUUUCUUCAAGUUUCCCCUCAUUCCCCGUCUCCAGACCCCGCCCCGUCUACGACCCUCCAUUGGAUACCUCUAGCGUCUCUCGUCUCUGCUCAUCCGCCGCCCAAGUGGUCCACCGUCACUGUCGACGCUGCCUCUCGCCUCGCCCCAAAACAUUCAACCGCACUCCGCCUCCUUGUUCGAGUCUUGAUUGGAAGCAUGGAGUUUCCAGCUAUCGUCUUAGGCCAGGCAUCGUCCCCCCAUCCACCUCAUGUUCUCAAACUCUGGGGACUAUCCCUCGGUAUGACACUCGAUUUGAUGUCAUACAUGAUCCUCCCCACCCCUUCCUCGAAGAGCGCACAUGACCCUGAAAUAAACAUUGAGAAAGGUCGCUCCUCUCCUCUUUCCCCUGUCAUGUACCUGCCUUAUCAAAGCGAUGUUCCCGGCAUGCGCACCGAAGUUGUUGCUCCAAGUCUGGCCAGUGUGUUUCCCCGAUUUUCGUAUCCUGACGUUAAUUUCUGGAUUUGGCUAUUUGGUAAACGCUAUCGUGAAGUUAUCCGUGGCUGGGAGGCCAGUGUGCGAUCCGGCAAUAACAAUGACAGGAGAAUAAACUGGUCGGGCUCUGCAUUGAGCACAUUCUAUGCUGCUAUUAGAAAGGCCCUCGUCGUUGUUAUCGUUGCACGGGCUCUUGGUAUCAUUUUCGGCUUGGCCUUUGCUGGUUGGUGGAUAUUCACUUCCUAGACAAUUAUUUUUAUUUCUUUUGUUUCCCCGGUGUGGAAGUGAAUGUAGUGUCAACUGAUCGCGGAGUGAUCCUAACUUGGAUCGGGAUAUAUAAUGCAAUUACAGCGGAUUGAAGCACGCAUCAAGCUUAGCCCUAUAGAAGCCAGUACUCAGCGUCAUGUAGCAAGGUACUAAUGGUUACUUCUUUCUUCUUGUCUUCUUUUCUUUUUUACUCUGGAG
Messenger RNA from Guyanagaster necrorhizus, 1564 nucleotides. RefSeq lists its product as uncharacterized. The record is from RefSeq and is a predicted model, not a curated record. NCBI's taxonomy places the organism in Eukaryota, Fungi, Basidiomycota, Agaricomycetes, Agaricales, Physalacriaceae. The transcript is spliced from 6 exons. Gene Ontology annotation, molecular function: coenzyme A diphosphatase activity. Bases 134 to 1345 code for a protein of 403 amino acids.